Messenger RNA from Haemorhous mexicanus (house finch), 3121 nucleotides. Its product is annotated as collagen alpha-1(I) chain-like. NCBI's taxonomy places the organism in Eukaryota, Metazoa, Chordata, Aves, Passeriformes, Fringillidae. Gene Ontology annotation, cellular component: plasma membrane. Gene Ontology annotation, molecular function: G protein-coupled receptor activity. Gene Ontology annotation, biological process: adenylate cyclase-activating G protein-coupled receptor signaling pathway. The transcript is spliced from 12 exons. The record is from RefSeq and is a predicted model, not a curated record. The coding region runs from base 133 to 2790 and encodes 885 amino acids.
AAUGGGAACGGUUCAUUCCUGCACCUGCAGUCGGGGUGUGGCAGCUGAGGAUGCAGAGGAGUCUGGCACUGAGAAUCCUGGAAUGGUUUGGGUGGGAAGGGACCCCAGAGCCCCUCCAGUGCCACCCCUGCCAUGGCAGGGACACCUCCCACUGUCCCAGCCUGCUCCAGCCCCAGUGUCCAGCCUGGCCUGAGACACUCCAGGGAUGCAGGGGCAGCCCCAGCUGCUCUGGCAGUUCCAGCCCAGCCAGGAAUUCCUCAUUGCCCAGAUCCCAUCCAUGCCUGCCCUCUGGCACUGGGAGCCAUUCCCUGGCUCCUGUCCCUCCAUCCUUGUCCCCAGUCCCUCUGCAGCUCUCCUGGAGCCCCUCCAGGCCCUGGCAGGGGCCCUGAGCUCUCCCUGGAUCCUUUUCCUCUCCAGGUGAGCACCCCCAGCUCUCCCAGCCUGGAUCCCUUGGAACUGAGGGGCUCCAGCCCUGGAGCAGCUCCGGGGCCUCCUCUGGGCUCUCUACAGCAGCACAAGGAGCUCCCGGCUGCUCUCCCGGCGCUGUUUCCUCAUUCCCGGUGUGUCCGGGGGCAUCCGAGCGCUCAUUUGGGCUCUCCCGCGCCUGGGGCUGUUCCCUCCCCGCUCCUGGGGCUGGCACGGCGUCGCUGCUCCUCUGGGAAGCUCCUGCUGCUCCUCUGGGAAGCUCCUGCCGCCCCGGCCGGGCCGGUUCCUCCGGCUGCGCCGCGGCCGUGUCCCACAGCUGGGCGUGGAGCGAGCCCGGGCACAGCGGGAGCCGCUUCCAGCUUCCAUUCCAUCCAUCCCGGGCUGCGGCCGGGAAGAGCCGGGAAGGCUCCGGGCUCCGGCCAUGGCCAAAGCACAAGAACAGCCCCCGGCUCUCUCGGAUAUCCAGGUCCUGGUGCUGACGGGCGUCACCCUCCCGGCCGCGCUGCUCAGCCUCCUGGGCAGCGGAUCCGUCCUCGCUGUCACCUCCUGGCAGGGGCGCUGCUGCCACAUCCAGCUGCGCCCCCUGUUCCUCCUGGCCCUGGCAGAUUUCCUGGGUGCCACCGCGCUGCUGGGCACGGGAACCAUCCCGCUGCUGCCAGCCCCGCUCUCCGCGCCCGCCUACGCCGCCUGUCCCUACGGGCGGAUGCUGACCACGACCUCCUACGCCGUCUCGUUCCUCAUGGUCGUUGUUUACGCGUACGAGUCGCACCGCACCGUCCUCGGGGGGCGAGCCCGGCCCCCGGCAGCGCUGCAGGAGCGGAGCCGCUGCCUGGAGAGCGCCUGGCGGGGAAUUCCCUACGUGCUGGCCUGGCUGGUGCCCGCGCUGACGCUCCUGGCGCAGCUGCUCGCCCGCGGCACCUCCGCCGCCGACAUCGCGCCCGCGGUGCCCUGGGCCGGCUCCAACGACACCUUCAGCCUUUACUGCUCCAGCUGUCUCCUCCUGAUCCAUCCGAGCCAGGACAUCUGCUCCCAGUCCGGCGGGGGCAAAAACGCGGGGCUGGAGGAGAAAAUCAUCUUCCUGCUGUACCUGCUGCUGGUGCUCGGCUGCUGCUCGCUCCUGUACCGGCGGGUGCGGCUCCGCUGCCGGGGGAACGCGGCGCUGCCGCUGCUCGGCCUGGACCGGGACGGCGGCUUCGGGGGCAGGAGCGGCCGCAGCGUCCGCAAAGCCUCGCUGUAUUUCCAGCUGGUUUUCCUGCUCUGCUGGACGCCAGCCUUCCUCCUCACCGUCCUCUCCUUCACCAGCAUCAGCCCUGCCUCGCUCUUUGUGCUCUACGUGUCCGCAGCCCUGAGUGUGUCCCUGCAGGGCUUCCUGCACAGUCUGGUCUACGGCUGGAUGAGGGAGAACUUCCGACGGGAGGUGCUGGCCCGGAGCCUCUCCCUGCAGAGCCCCGAAGGGGUCAAGGCUUUCUACGACGACUCCCUGGGGGCUGCUUCCUGAGCUCCCACCUCAUCCCGUUCCCUGGGGGCUGCUCCCACCUCAUCCCAUUCCCUGGGGGCUGCUUCCUGAGCUCCCACCUCAUCCCGUUCCCUGGGGGCUGCUCCCUGGACUCCCACCUCAUCCCACUCCCUGGGGGCUGCUUCCUGAGCUCCCACCUCAUCCCAUUCCCUGGGGGCUGCUCCCACCUCAUCCCAUUCCCUGGGGGCUGCUCCCACCUCAUCCCAUUCCCUGGGGGCUGCUCCCACCUCAUCCCAUUCCCUGGGGGCUGCUCCCACCUCAUCCCGUUCCCUGGGGGCUGCUCCCUGGGCUCCCACCUCAUCCCAUUCCCUGGGGGCUGCUCCCACCUCAUCCCAUUCCCUGGGGGCUGCUCCCACCUCAUCCCAUUCCUUGGGGGCUGUUCCCUGGGCUCCCACCUCAUCCCAUUCCCUGGGUGCAGCCCAAAGCCCCGGCAGGAUUUGCACAUUCCCAGCAGCUCAGGGAAUCCUGGAAUGGCUGGGUGGGAAGGGACCUCGGAGCCCCUCCAGUGCCACCUCCCACGGCUCCCGGUGUCCUGGCAGGGUCCCCUGGAUGCAGCCCCUCGUGCCUGGAGCGGUUUGGGGAGGGCACAGGUGGGGCUGGGCAGGUCCCACAGCACUGGAGGCACCUGCGGCCCCUCCCUGCUGGAGACCUCCCACCUUCCACAGACCCACAGGGAUGGAGCACAGAAUCCUGGAACCACUGAGGCUGGGGUGGCACUGGAGGGGCUCCGAGGUCUCUUCCCACCCAAACCAUUCAGACUCUGGGACAUUGGGCUUGCAGGAGAUGGGGUCUGGCCUCCUUGGGAGGAAUGCAAGGCUAAGAGUAUAUCCCUGAGGGAGAACUCCUGAAGGAGGAAGUUCGGGCUGUUGAGGAACAGCUACUAGAGAUGGUGGAGUCCCCACUCCAGGAGGGAUUCCAAAGCCUGUGGAUGUGGCACUUGGGGACACAGUCAGUGGUGGCCUUGGCAAUGCUGGGAAUGGUUGGACUCGAUGGGUUCCAAGGUUUUUCCAACCCAAAUGCCUCUGUGAUUCCGUGAUUCCAUGUCUUGGGAAGGGCACGGGGACACACAGCCACCCACAGGUGCUGUGAACCCUCUGGAAAACCAGGGUGGCCACGAGUGACCAAGAGCAGGGACAACCAUUCCCAACCCAAUAAACCUCCCCAGCCUCCAAACCAGGA